AUGUCCGACACUAGCUCUGAUAUUUUCACUUAUGUCAACACUCCUAAGAAGUUAUCUUCUCAUGAUGUAAUUCAGCAGGUUUAUUGCCCAAACGGAAGACCUCUAUCAGAGAUGUCUAAAAUGCUCAACCUAAUAAAAGAAUCGAAUAACAUGACAAACCUAAAAAAACACAGUGAAGCAUCUAUGCUUAAUUCUUUAAGAGGAAGACUUAAAUCAGGGAUUCCUUUUACAUAUGCUGGGAAUGUGCUAAUUUCAGUUAAUUCUGAGGCACAACCGUCUCUUUAUUUUAAUAAAGGAAUCCGCAGCAAAUAUAGCCAAGAAAUCGAAGAACUGCCUCCUCAUAUCUAUAGUACAAGCUUAUCAGCUUAUGAGAAACUUAAGACCACAAAAGAAAACCAAGUUAUUGCAGUUCUAGGUGAAUCAGGCUCAGGAAAAACAUUUAACGUGAUUCAUUUGGUUGACCACCUAGUGUCUGUUUCAUCUUCAGACUUUUUAAGCCAAAGUUUGGAAUCUGAUAAAAAAUUGUUUCACAUUCUGCAUGAAGGAAUGCAGGCUCUUCAUAUUAUGGGAUCCUCUGUGAGGAAGCAUAAUCUUGAGUCUACAGCAUGCGCGAUGAUAACUGAACUGAAAUUUGAUAUUCUUUUUAUAAUGAACUUUAAAAAUUUUGAGGAUUUUUUAGAAUAAUGUGUAUUUAAUAUAUAAAAUAUAAGCAGUUCAAAGCAGUUGGAGGACAAAUAAAAGCAACACUAAUGGAUUUUAGCUUGCCAAUCGCUAAAAAAGGGAGAUCUUAUCAACUUUUGCAUUCGCUUUUAGGAGCGAGUAAAAGCACUCUUCAAAAAUGUGGGCUCCAUGGAAAUGUCAUACAUAAGCUGUUUGAAAGCCCAAAGCAAAGACCUGAGCAAGAAGAUGGGACGAUGGAAGCUCUUGAUAGAGAAAUCUGGGAGAGAUUUAUGGAGUGUCUCAAUGAAUUAGGAAUAGAAAAAGCUGAAAUUCUAGGGCUAGAAGAUGUUUUAGCAAUUGUAAUUCACCUUCAUGAUAUUUAUUUUGUUGAAAAUGAGGCUGGCUUUUGGAUUCCAAGGAAUAAAUAUACCGUCCAAAAAAUAUGUAAACUGCUUGUAUUGCCUGAAGACAAAUUUUAUGAGUGCUUUUCAAUUUUUAAAACAAAAUCUGAAGCUGAGUUCAGAAUCAGAGACUUAGCCAGAACUUUGUACAGUUUGGCAUUUUCUUGGCUAAAUGACAAAAUUAACGAAAGGCUUGAAAUUCAUUGUAGCAGUCUUAUUGACAUCAGAAUUGAAGCUGCACUUUCUCUAUUAAGCCCAGAAGCAAAGAAAAAUAUAAACAAAGAAAAAAAAGAAAUUUAUGAAAAUUGUUUGCCUGCAUAUUCUAUCAUGAUAGUUGACUUUCCAGGAUUUGCGAGAGAAAAAAGCAUGGGGAGUUUUACAACAAAUAUAACAAUUGAGUCUCUGAAUUAUUAUUGCUGCAAUAAUUACAUAAAGCUUUUGGACUCACUUGAAAGGGAAAAUAUAGGGAUGCCUGUUCUUAACACUCCAAAUUGUAAGCAUAUCGUUGAUCUGUGCUUAGGUAAAGGAUCUGGUCUUAUUCACUUUCUUUCUGCUGAUAAUGCCACGUUUAAAGAAUAUGUCAACGAACUGCACAGAGUCCAAAGUGAUGAAAAUUUGCCUUAUAAGGAUAUUAUUUCUUUUAUUGAAAAAAAUGAUAUUAUUUAUCAUUUCUCUUGGGGAUCUGUAAAAUAUGAUUUAACUCAUCUCCGAAAUGAAGCAGAAGGGCACUAUACACUACAUUUAAAUUCAUUUUUCCUCAGAAAAUGCAAUUCAAAGCUGAUUUCAGUGUUCUCAAGUGUGCUUCCUAAUUUUUAUCUUAAUCAGCUGAAAGUCCCUUCAGAUAUUCCAUCUGAGUCAAUUUUUGCUGAAAAGCUUGCUCUAUCGAUUUCAAGCCUUAUUCAGCCUCUUGUCAAAAUUGAGCCCCAUAUAAUUUAUUGCAUUAAAGCUCCUGAAAAAGAAAUUCAGCCUGGUGCAGUCUUCUUAUUUAGAAAUUCAUUAAUUUUGCCUACCUUAUUAUGGACGUGAUAUGGUUUCCCUCACUGAAUAAACAUUGAAGAUGUAAUUAAAGAAUUUCCAGACAUUGCAUUAAGAAUAUCUGGUGCACAAAAGGAGGUCGCAAAAGGUGUUUUAGCCCAAGUUUUACCUUCUCAAGACUUUAUAAUAACUGGACGAUAUGUAUUACUAAAAGAAAAGCAUAUGAACCAGCUUCAAGAUAUAAUAAAAAGAAAGCAAAAAAUUAAAGAUGAUACUAUUGAUCUAUCGUUGACACAUUCUGAUGCAAAUUUUAUGCAAAUAAGUGAAUCUAGCCCAUUUUCAGCUAAAAAAAGCAAUUCUAUUUUCAGGCCCAAAGAUUUCCAUGUUGAAAUCUAUGAUGAUCGUCCACAGCCAAAAAUCACUUCAAAAGAAAAUUUAAGGCAAAAUAUUCAAACAAAUUCUUUUGAGAAGCUUGAUAUUAUGGCUGAAUCAGAGCGUUAUGUACAGAAACUCUUAACCAAACAGUCUGUGAAAAACACAGAAGAGCUUAAUUCGAGUAUCAUUUCUAAUGGCAAAAAUAAAGAUCAACAAGAAAAUAUUGUGAAAAUAGAAUCAUUCCAUGCCAUUUCAAAAUUAUUCAGGUCUAUGGGCGGAUAUAUGAAAAUGGACUAUUCAGGAAUUCUGCCUGAAAUUAUAAGAAUUCAAUCUAUGUGAAGAGGGUGCAAGGCUCGUGAGUUUUAUAAUGGAUUGAAGUUUCUUCAUGAAAAAGCAAAAACUAUUCAAAGAAUAUGAAAAGGAUGGCAUACCAGAAUGACAUUAAAGCCAGUUUUUCAAUUAAAUCGAGCUGUCAUUAUGAUACAAAGAGCUUGGAGAAGUAAGUUUACAAAGAAAAAAAGUUGCAUCAUAAAAAUACAAAGAUGGUACAAAGCUAUUGUUGCCGCUCGGAAGUUUGCAUUAUCUUACGAGGCAAGUAUAUCAAAGAAGUCAAAAUCAUCAAAACAUACUUCAAGAUCCAAAGGCAGUUCUACCAAAAAGCAAUCAAAGCCAGGUUCAAGACUUGUAACACCUCCAUCCUCCAAGCGUCCAACCAAUGCUAUAAAACCUGCAUCGUCUAAGCAAUCAGCAUUAAACACCUCUAAUCAUCAGUCAAGCCUAAAUACAUCAAACCACCAAAGCUUAAACACAUCAAUCCAUCAGACUAGCUUAAACACAUCAAAUCACCAAGGCAGCUCGAUCACGUCAAACCAUCAAAGUUUAAACAUUUCAAACAAUCAGACAAGCAUAAACACAUCAAAUCGCCAGCCAGGCUUAAACACAUCAAACCACCACAUAAAAGUAACCCAAAAGCACACUCCAAACAGCUCAUCUACCAAAGACCGAUCUCCCAAAAGCCGAAUAAACCAAAGCAUUGAGUCACCUGAUCUCUCUCCAUUCUCUCCACGCAUUUCUUCAUAUUCCAGAGAGUUAGCCCAAAACAAGCGAGCACGUCAAGGAAACGAUUACGUGCCCUUCGAAGAAAGAUUCAAAAUUUUAGAAAACCAAAGGCAAGAAAGGCUACAUAACGAAAGGCAAAAAAAGGUUGAAGAGGAGCUGAAAAAUUUGACGCAUUCUCCCAAAAUCAAUAGAAAUGCUCAUGCGAUGGGAAACUUUUUAGAUAGGCAGCAAGAAUAUGUAGUCAACGCUAAGCUGAAGCUAAGCACACAGCAGAUUAAUAAAGUUGAUGAAGAAAUAUUGGAAGCGACUUUUUCGCCGAAAAUCAACAAAACUCCAAGGUCGAGGAAUCCUGAUCAAAUUGUUAGUGAUUUGUAUACGUGGGCGAAACUUAAAGAAAAUCAACUUAAGAAAGCAAGAGAAGCAAAAAUUGAGGAAGAAGAUGAGGAAAUGGCGAAGUUUAGGCUGUCAGAUUCAUCACUGCGCUAUGUUUGCAAAAGAAAGAAAAAAAUUGAAGAUGAAGCUGUUAAACAAAAGCAGUUUGGGAGGGAGACGAGUCCAUAUUGGCCAGGGCAAGUUUAA
Messenger RNA from Blepharisma stoltei, 4049 nucleotides. The record is from the annotation of a GenBank genome assembly. Lineage: Eukaryota; Ciliophora; Heterotrichea; Heterotrichida; Blepharismidae.